AUGACAAUCGGAACAGCUCUAAUUUAUGAUGAAGAGAUGACCAAAUACAAACUGCUCUGGGUUGAUCCAGCAUGUAAGAUUGAAGUACCUGAGCGACUGACGGUGAGUUAUGAAGCUUUGGUAAGGAAUGCACUCGCCGAUCGCUGCGUCUCUGUACCUGUUCGUGAAGCCACGGACACAGAGAUCCUGCUGGUCCACAGUGAAGAAUACCUGGAGGCAGUGAAGAAGACUCCUUCCAUGAGUCUGGAGGACUUAAAGGAGUUCACCCUUCAGUACGGAGAUGUCUAUUUUCACCCUAACAUUUAUCACUGUGCCAAACUGGCUGCAGGCUCUGCUCUGCAACUGGUGGACUGGGUUAUGACGAAGCGGGUCAGGAAUGGGAUGGCUCUGGUCAGACCACCAGGACACCACAGUCAGCGCAGUGCUGCUAAUGGUUUCUGUGUUUUCAACAAUGUGGCCAUAGCAGCCCGAUAUGCACAGCAGAAAUAUGGAGUCAAAAGGGUGUUGAUUGUAGACUGGGACAUUCAUCAUGGCCAAGGAGUGCAGUAUUGCUUUGAAGACGAUCCAAACGUUCUCUACUUUUCUUGGCAUCGCUAUGAACAUCAAAACUUUUGGCCCCAGCUCAGAGAGUCAAACUAUGACAGUGUUGGCAAAGAGAAGGGAGCAGGGUUUAACAUCAAUGUGCCAUGGAACCAGGUGGGAAUGAAAAACAGCGACUAUCUGUCCGUCUUCUGCCACAUUCUUCUGCCAGUCGCAUAUGAGUUUUGUCCUGACUUGGUCUUGGUGUGUGCUGGCUUUGACUCAGCCAUUGGAGAUCCAGAGGGGGAAAUGUGUGCCACUCCAGAAAUCUUUGCCCACCUGACACAUCUUCUGAUGAACCUAGCUGAAGGAAAACUGUGUGUCGUUCUGGAGGGAGGAUACAAUUUGACUUCCCUUGCUCAGUCUGUGUGUCAGACAGUUCAGACAUUACUUGGAGAUCCUUUACCUCAGCUCGCAGAUCUCAGCUGUCCCUACAGAAGUGCACUCGAGUCUCUUCAGUGUGUCCGAUCAGCCCACAGGCAGUACUGGUCCUGCCUCAAACAUGCAGCCGGGCUGCCUCCUGCUCAUAUUAGCACCAAACGUAUUAAAUCAGUAGAAGGCGAAGCAAAGACAGAAACUGGAGAGGACGAAAAAAGCACAGAGGAGAAUGUUUGGCCUGAACCUCCGAAGCGUUUCUCUCCGACUGUUCGUGCUGCUUCGGUGCUUUCCGAUGAUGUGACUUGUCCCGACAGAUGUAAACGCCUCAACGCCAACCAGGAUGUUGAUCCACUCAUAGUCAGCAAACUGAAGGAUAGUUUCAUCAGCGAUGCAGGUGGCUGUGACACUCUCGCUAGAGUUAUCACACUGGUGGAGAAAAUGGUGCAGAAUGAGAUCCGCAGUGGCUUGGCGCUGGUUUGUGAUGUCACCAUGGCGAUUACAUGUGUUGUCCAACAUGUUACACCUGAUCUCAACAACCGGGUUCUGAUCGUGUACGUCGGUAAUGGAACCGUCCCUGAUCACAUUGCCAGAGAUGGGAAAACACUUGUGGUGCAGAUCACCAGUGGAAACAAACAGGAACAAAAGAGCAAAUAUUAUAUUCCAGUGUGUCUGAAGAAUGGUUGCAGUGACACCUCAGGAUUCAUGCAUGCUGUUUUUAGCCUCCUUUUACCUCUGGGAUAUGAGUACAACCCCAACCUUGUCCUUCUGGUCCGGAUGCCAGAUAGUGACGUGUGUGAUGGCGUGUGGCAGCACCUAACUGGUUUUCUUCAGAGCUUCGCUAAAGGUCACACUUUGGUGCUGCUGCAGGAGAACGAGAAGGCGUGUGUGAGCCCUACAGCUUCCAUCCUCCUCGGGGACCCUGCACCCCCUCUAGAAAACCUUCAGGCCCCAAACAAAGAUGAUCUAAAUGUUAUGGAGACACUGAGAGAUAGACUGCAGCUUAACUGGAAACUCCUGCAGACAAUCAGUGAAAGCACUGCAGCAGCAGUUCAGCAGUAAAUAGCAACAAAAA
This is a messenger RNA of Nematolebias whitei (Rio pearlfish), 2029 nucleotides long. It is a transcript of the gene hdac10, whose product is annotated as histone deacetylase 10. The transcript is spliced from 19 exons. Gene Ontology annotation, biological process: chromatin organization. The coding region runs from base 1 to 2016 and encodes 671 amino acids. Lineage: Eukaryota; Metazoa; Chordata; Actinopteri; Cyprinodontiformes; Rivulidae. Gene Ontology annotation, molecular function: histone deacetylase activity. The record is from RefSeq and is a predicted model, not a curated record. Gene Ontology annotation, cellular component: histone deacetylase complex.